This is a messenger RNA of Frieseomelitta varia, 1521 nucleotides long. RefSeq names its product cuticle protein 67-like. Lineage: Eukaryota; Metazoa; Arthropoda; Insecta; Hymenoptera; Apidae. The record is from RefSeq and is a predicted model, not a curated record. Bases 891 to 1394 code for a protein of 167 amino acids. The transcript is spliced from 3 exons.
CUGCAAUAUGUUUGAUCCUGUUGCCAUCAUUUUCAGUCCACUAUUGUAUUGUUCGAAUGUUGAAUAUAUCUCAAAUGCUAAAAUUGUCACGUACAGUUUCAGUUUCUUAAAACGUCGUUUCUGUUCAUUGAAAUGAGAUAUAAAAGAUUGAAGUAUAAAAAAUUCAAGAAUCGUAGUAGGUUUGAUUUGAAUGAAUUGUGUUAAAAUUAGUUACAAUUUUUAAAUAAUAACAUUGAAUCAUGAACAAUCUUUCCAAUAGUUCACUAGCAUCCACAUUAACGUCAUGGUCAGUAACUAUACAAUAUACAUUAGAAGUAUGAUCUUUUACACGAUGGCUUAGCUGUAAUUCUAUAGUAUACCUGGAUACCAAGACAUAUCGGUUGCAAUUUGAGAUACAUUCACAUUGAGUAAUUGCGUAGGCUGUCCCUCUGUCUUUUGCUUCUCAGUCGCUGAUAUACAUUUACAUAUCGAUGUUGUAACACAUUUAAUGGUACACGCUUCGAAAUUUCGGACAUUCUUUUAUAUGCUUGAUUAUUUUUCAUUCCUCUAAUGUAACUUGCUUGCUUAUCAAUUUCGUGCCAUGCUUGUCGAAUAAUAAAAAUCUCCUGUAGAAAGAUCAUACUGCAAUCUGUUACUCGAGUUUUGCGAUAUCAAAUUUGCUCUAACUAUACGUAUGUGUUGCAAUGUCAGCUUGUAAACCUUCUACAAUACGCUUGCCUUUGGUCGGCAGACACCCGACACCAAGUUUUUGGCGAAAAAAUGUUUCAAGUUAACUAUCUGGACAGGAUUACAAGAACUUGCGUAUAAAUAGAAUGACAGAUUUACCAGAUGCACUCAAUUCGUUUGUUGCUUCCGAAGGGUGAAGAAAGCAGCUCCUAUCUAUCAUCAUCAUGUUUAGAUUCUUGGUGAUUUGCGGUUGCUUGCUGGCGGUUGGACAAGCUGGCGUGAUCAGCGGUAGUUUGCUCGCAGCCGCGCCGGCAGCGGUCGCUGUACAGCCAGCAGCGGCUCUUUCUUUGCCCGCAGCCACUCUCGCACUACCAACCAUCACAACAUCCACCUCCAACAUAAUACGGGGUAUCGGUAACUUAGGUGCCAUAUCGGCCUACACGAAGAGUGUAGAUACGCCGUUCAGUAGCGUCAGGAAAGCGGACGUGCGCGUUAACAAUCCUGGAAUCGUGACGGCGACCGCUGUGCCCGCCUCGGUAGUUGCGGUCGCAAAUACCGCUCUUGCAGCUCCAGUGACUACAGCUGCUGUUGCUGCUCCCGCACUUCUCGCACCUGGACUGACCACUGCCCUCGCAGCUGCACCCGCUAUCACUGCUGGCUUAGCGGCCGCACCUUUAGGACUCCACGGCUUAGCCUUGAACGGGCUAGGAGCCGUCAAGGUCCUCUAAGAUCCGCGCUCAAAUUACUACAGAGCGACGGAGAACUCGAUGGCGAAUCGUUGUUACUACCUAAACGAUCUACUUUGUCACAGAAUGUAAUAAUCGAAUAUUCAAUAAACGUACAAUCGUUACUCUA